UUAUGAAGCUAUCAUAGGAGAACUUGUGCUACGAGAUAGCCCCUUCAGAUAUGCCAGAUUUCAUCAGCUGGGAAUCAAGCAUAUCGUUGAUGUUUUUGGACCCAUUAUGACUGCCUGUGUAUCCAUCCUCUAUAGUCUUGGUUACACUGAGGAGCUUUCUCACCUUCUCAAAGGUGUGCCGUUUGCAUAACUUAGAUCCUCACGUGGGAUAUUGAUACUUUUCAUUCAUGAACCAUGGCCUGACCACCAACGCCGUAAACACCGAGCAGAUGAUCACUGCUUUGACCAUCGGGAAGCAAACCGAACCACCGACCCAGGCGAGCCCAAGGCCCAUUCCCAUGAAGACCCCCUUCCUAAUCAAGAGACCCCAGGAGCAGGUGAUGCUGACGCCAUAGAUGCUACAAUAGUCAUCCUAAAAGC
Molecule: messenger RNA, 420 nt
Organism: Cryphonectria parasitica EP155
Lineage: Eukaryota; Fungi; Ascomycota; Sordariomycetes; Diaporthales; Cryphonectriaceae
Exons: 1
Source: RefSeq, a predicted model, not a curated record